GAGAACGUUGCUUACACAAUGUUUUCGUAUACCUGACGAGUGACGAGCUCCGAAUCGAACCUAACCACAGUAGUGCCCAGAGUGUUGUGUAUCAAACGCGUUUGUUUACAUUUUGUUCUUUGCGAGAAAUAUAGACUUUAUUAUUAUUUACUAUUUCGCAUAAUAGUCUAACGAAGAAUGUCCGAAUACGACAAGGUGCGCACAAAAAAAUUAGUGCUAAAAGGAGAAAAGCAUAAGUCAAAAAAGAGAAAGCACAAGAAGCAGGGAAGAGACGAUGAAGCCAACAAUCAAAAAGACGAGGACACUCUUCGACACGGUGGCUGGUGGAAGACGUCUAAUGUAUCAGAGAUUACUGGCACAGUAGCAAUAGAAUUCGGUAACUUGGCUUACAUGAAGGCUCUUGACAAUGGUUUGUUUACACUUGGAGCUCCACAUGACGAAGGUGAAGGCCCUCACCCGGAAGAAAUUUUGACUGCAUUUCCAGUAAAUGAAACGAAAAUUGCUUUAAAAUCUGGAUAUGGGAAGUAUAUUGGAGUAGACAAAAAAGGCAUGGUAGUGGGUAGAAGCGAUGCUGUAGGUGCUAUGGAGCAAUGGGAACCAAUUUUUCAAGAUGGGAAAUUAGCAAUUUUGGGAAACACAGGUUGCUUUAUCUCUGUUGCAGAAGACGAUGAUAUUGUUUGUAACAAGCCAAAAGCAGGACCAAGUGAAUAUGUAUCGAUAAGAUGUAUGAUGCAGCAGGUUGAUGAUCCUAACAAAGGAAUACCAACAGAAGAACAAGGAUCUUUAGAGGAAGUCGAAGUUAAUUAUGUACGAAAAUUCCAAAAGUUUCAAGACAAGAAGUUGAGAAUAAGUAAGAAUACCAUUGUAGAAUUAAAAAAGGCUAAAGAAGGAGGAAACUUCCAUGAAACCUUACUUGAUAGACGUAGUAAAAUGAAAGCUGAUAGAUAUUGUAAAUAACUGGAUCUUCAAAAUUGAAUUAUGUAUAUAAAUUUUGGUAAAUCGAAAAAACGAAUUUGUUGGUUUUGUAAAGUUAUUCUUUUAUUUUAUUAUAUCGAAUGACACUACCGCUGCAUGCAACAGUUGACUUAUGCAAAAAACCGCCGCCUCUGAUUCUUAUGCUUUGGAGAGGCCACAUUUACUUCAUCAUGGUUCUUUUUUUUAUUCAAAGGAUCCGUACCCGCAGUUCCGAAAUCUUCGUUGAUCGCUGCUUCUCUUCAGUAUACAUAUAUUGAUAUAUAUAAAAAAAAAUCAACGUCAAAUGAAAAUCUCGGAAGUUUAAUCUUAAUUCCAUAAUUAUUUCAUAUACAUUGCAAUGUGAGACGAUUAUUGAAAUGUACAUGCGCAUAGAGAUUAAACGUAAGCUUGCAGAACUUUGAAGCGCGUUCCUUUUUAAUUCAUCGAAUCAAGUCAUAAAAAAGCAUAUAAUUUUAUCCAUAUGCGGCAGUGUUAAAAAUCUAUCUACUGUGUACUCUGCGAAUUUUCAUUUCAAUAUGUAUUUUAGUUAGAGUUGAAUAGUUAAAAAUAUUUAGAAUACGUAAAGCGCUUCAUAGUUCUGCUAUACUAAACUAGAUUUUAUGGUGUCCAGCUUUUUCUUCAAUAAUAUACCGCAAUAAACAAGUGUAAAAUAUGUCACUCAAGAAUAAAAUCGUUUUAGCUAGACUUAAAUAAAAAAAAAUGCAAUAAAUUA
Messenger RNA from Nasonia vitripennis (jewel wasp), 1687 nucleotides. It is a transcript of the gene FRG1, whose product is annotated as protein FRG1 homolog. Lineage: Eukaryota; Metazoa; Arthropoda; Insecta; Hymenoptera; Pteromalidae. The transcript has 5 exons. Gene Ontology annotation, cellular component: catalytic step 2 spliceosome; striated muscle dense body; nucleolus. Gene Ontology annotation, molecular function: actin filament binding. Bases 178 to 957 code for a protein of 259 amino acids. The record is from RefSeq and is a predicted model, not a curated record.